AAUGUCAAAACAGAUCAGAUCAUCACAUCAGUUCCCUUGCCAUCAUUAUGUCAUCAGCAUUUCCGGACACUUAAAGGCUGUAAAUGUUGGACAGAUUUCAGCUCUCGGCAACUUUAUCCAGCACAGCUAAAACAUCCUGAUUUUACGUUCUCACAAGCCAGAGAUGAGCCAAAUGAAGCUGCCUCGAGCUGGACUUCUCCUCUGGAUGUGUGUAAUGAACAGGGUCCUGGACACGGCAGCAGCAGCAGCAGCACUGUCAAUCACCCAGUGUGUGAUCAUGCAGUACACCAACAUCACCUGUUACUGGGAAACAACCGACCACCACCACCACAUCAGCAGCUACAGGCUUCAGAUUAACAAAACCUCUUGUGAAAGUAAACACCGCUUCAUCCCGGUGGGUUUCUGUAAUACCAGAGGCUCUGACUGCUCCGUUCAGCCCAUCGAUUCAGCGUUACACUGUUUCUGUGCGGAUGUGCUGGCGACCACACGCACCGGAUCCAUACGCUCACCGCCGUACUUCUUCAGUGGGGUCAAAGCAGUGAAACUUCGUCCUCCACAGAUAACAAAUCUCAGGCCAUCAGAGAGAAGGUCCGGGUGUUUGCAGGUGAUCUGGAGAAUGGUUGAGAGCUUUCCCAAGAAUGAAAAAGUCUACAUACUGCUCCAAAUGGAGUACACGACACACAACCAGACCCGAUCCCAGACUAUACAAGCCUUUUCCGAGGAGACGUUGGAGCUGUGUGACUUACACCCAGGAUCCAAGUAUAUGGUGAGACUGAGAGCUCAGGACAGUCGAGCGCACGCUCACUGGAGCUCGUGGACAUCUGUAGACAUAACCACAGCAGAGAAAGCUCCGUCCGCAGCUCCUCAGCUCUGGAGACUCAUCCAACCUGCAGAAGAAGCUGGAAGGAGAAGCCUCACCCUGCUCUGGAAGCCUGUGUCCUGGCCUGAGGUCAAUGGUGUUGUGCUCAGUUACUCUGCAACCUGUCGCAGUGAUCUGGAUUCAUCGCAGUGGACCUGUGACACUAUAGACGCAUCAAGACGCUCCUGCAUCCUCACCGUCUCUGAUGAUCCCUGUCACUGCAGCCUGACAGCGACGAACUCUGCCGGGACGUCACCUCCAGUUCACAUCUCCAUACCUGCACAUACGCAUGCAGAAGAACUCCCACCCCCUCAGGCUAUCAGCGUCACCCCAUUGGACGACACUCGACUGACGGUGGAAUGGACAGCUGCACUGAACCAAUCAGAGAGAGGCUUUGUGGUACAGUGGACUUCUGUGCCUUACAGUGAACCAACUAGUCUGCACUGGGAGCAUAUAAAUGAAACUGCAAGAAGCUUUGUUGUCACAGGUCUUCUGCCAGAAGUACCAUAUAAUCUGUCGGUCGUGAGUCUGUAUGGGCGACAGGCAGGAAGUGACAUGUCAGUCAUUGCUUUCACACGGGAAGGAGCGCCCUCUGUCGGCCCAAAUAUGACAGCGCUGAAGACGAGCAGCAGCGGUGUUGUUCUGAAAUGGGAUCCUGUUCCUUUAGAGAAACUCCAUGGCUUCAUCCAGAACUAUACCAUACUGUACAGCAUAAAUGGCAAAGACAAAAGUGUGAAGGUAGACGCUCAUGUUGAACGGAUAUCUCUCAGUGGACUGACGGAAGGAAUCUAUAACAUCUGUGUAAUGGCUCAUACUGCAGUAGGGGGCGCCGCUGGGCCCUGUCAGAUGGUGCUUGUGGGGCUUGAGGAUGUACAAGUGAUUCCCAUACUGCUGUGUGCACUUCUGCUGUGUUUUCUGAUUCUAAUCAUCCCAGUAUGCAUGAGGGCGAGGAUUAAACGGUGUCUGUGUCCAACUGUACCAGACCCUUCAAAAAGCAGCCUGUCGGUCUGGUCUAACGCUAAACCGUGUCAGGACAAACAGACCUGGACAGGACAACAUGUUCCCCUGGUUACAUCAUGGACACAGCUUGGAAUUAUAUGGACCUGUUUAACUGAAAAACUGGAUUUUUUUUUGUUUUUCAUUAGUAUUUCUGAUGUGCACUGCUGUUUGCAUUAUACCUGCCGACCUGCAUAUAUCCUGCUUUCUGCUCUGUACCGGUUUCCUCUGUUGGCCUUUUUGGAUAUCAGACAAAAUAUAGUGUUAACUGGUUUUGGACAUCAGACAAAACUAAAUUCAAUCUGGUUUUGGAUAUCAGACAUAACUGAAUGAUAACUGGUUUUGGACAUCAGACAGAACUCAAUCCUAACUGGUUUUAAAUAUCAGACAGAACUCAAUGAUAACUGAUUUUGGACAUCAGACAGAUCUAAAUUUUGCCAGUUUUGGAUAUCAGACAGAACUUAAUCCUAAAUGGUUUUAAAUAUCAGACAGAUCUAAAUUUGACCAGUUUUGGAUAUCAGACAGAACUCAAUGAUGACUGGUUUUGGACAUCAGACAGAACUCUGUUAACUGGUUUUAGAUAUCAGACAUAACUUAAUCCUAACUGGUUUUAGGUAUCAGACAGAACUCAAUCCUAACUGGUUUUAGGUAUCAGACAGAACUCAGUCCUAACUGGUUUUAGGUAUCAGACAGAACUCAGUCCUAACUGGUUUUAGGUAUCAGACAGAACUCAGUCCUAACUGGUUUUAGGUAUCAGACAGAACUCAGUCCUAACUGGUUUUAGGUAUCAGACAGAACUCAGUCCUAACUGGUUUUAGGUAUCAGACAGAACUCAGUCCUAACUGGUUUUAGGUAUCAGACAGAACUCAGUCCUAACUGGUUUUAGGUAUCAGACAGAACUCAGUCCUAACUGGUUUUAGGUAUCAGACAGAACUCAGUCCUAACUGGUUUUAGGUAUCAGACAGAACUCAGUCCUAACUGGUUUUAGGUAUCAGACAGAACUCAGUCCUAACUGGUUUUAGGUAUCAGACAGAACUCAGUCCUAACUGGUUUUAGGUAUCAGACAGAACUCAGUCCUAACUGGUUUUAGGUAUCAGACAGAACUCAGUCCUAACUGGUUUUAGGUAUCAGACAGAACUCAGUCAGAACUAAAUUUGACCAGUUUUGGAUAUCAGACAGAACUCAAUCCUAACUGGUUUAAGGUAUCAGACAGAACUCAAUCCUGGCUGGUUUUAGGUAUCAGAAAGAACUUAAUCACAACUGGUUUUGGAUAUCAGACAAAACUGGAACCUUUCUAGAAAUGUUAGAUCCAGUCUUUUUACAAGAUCCCAUCAGAAGUCAUACAUUUUGUCUGGUGAAAUUACCACAUUUGUGUUGUCAGCCUACACAUGAAUGUAAGCUUUAGUCUGUGAAUCUUUAGACUUUAGACUGCUAACCUGGAAAGCUGUGAAAAACAACAUAACCCACCUGAUCUGAACUAAAUAUUGUUUCAUUUCCUAAUGAAAAGAUUUGAGCAAUGCCAUUCCAAAAUAAUGUCAAAGGUUUAUUUUUGUGAAAUGUAUCUGAAGAUAAAUUCUGCGGAAAAGGAAAGGACAGUGAGAGGGACACUCGGCAUUGGGAACAUUUUGUUGGGAAUGCUGUGGCUUCAGGCCAGAGUUCACCACCGCUGGGCCAUCUUUCCUGCGACUGGAAUUCCCGAUAAAGUCCCUCUUUGUUUGGACAGAGACGGGCCAGGGCAGUGUCACACAUACAUCCGGCUCCAGAGAGUUGAUCUUUGGCGACAGGAGUGCAGAUCGGCCGUGUGCCAGAGCUGGUGCAGCAAUAUUUAUUGUGGAUGAAAUGUGCUGUUGUUGGAUAUUCACACUGACCUGCCAGAACCGUGCGAACCGUUAGUACAUAACAUGCUCCUUGCAUGCACCAUUCCAUCAGGAAUUUAUCAGCCUGUGAAUAUGGUUCAAAAAAGGAAUGGAUUAAUGCUUAGCACAAUAUUUGUCAUUCCUGUAGUGAUGUUGAGAAACUCAAGGCUCUGUUCAGUAUGCAUAUAUUCUGAUAAAGCACAUGCUAUUGUUAUUUGUUUAAUAAAGUGAUAAGAAAAUCACCUUGCAUUAUUGUUAUCACAAGUCACAAAGGUUCAUAUUUGAAAGUAAACACUGCAUAUCUUGCUAUAUAUUUGAGAAAAUAUGUGCUUAUAUAUAGGCUAUACCCAUAUCGAGUGCUUUGAAAUGCCAGCAUAUGUUGGACUUUGGUUAUAUUUACUGAUAUUUCUUGGGUGUGGUGAUUGAUCAUAGGUGAAUUUCCUUUGCACUUUGACUGCUCUGCAGUGGAGAUGUUCUGUGCAUGGAGAAAUGAAUGUAAAAAGUCUCUUUUGACUACAAUGGACAGUCAGGACUGCUGAGAGGAUUAUUGGUGCCCCUCUAUAACCUCCAA
This is a messenger RNA of Sinocyclocheilus rhinocerous, 4282 nucleotides long. Its product is annotated as interleukin-6 receptor subunit beta-like. Gene Ontology annotation, molecular function: protein binding. Lineage: Eukaryota; Metazoa; Chordata; Actinopteri; Cypriniformes; Cyprinidae. The transcript has 15 exons. The coding region runs from base 164 to 2188 and encodes 674 amino acids. The record is from RefSeq and is a predicted model, not a curated record.